AUGGCUCCGUGCAGAAUGCUGAACCAGAUACCUCGGGAACUAACAGACUGGAAAAAUAAUAUGACACAUGAGGUGAAAAGACUGUUCAAAUAUGUGGGACAUUUACCGAGUCUUCUAAGCAUAACCCCAAAUGUUGCAAUCAUUCAAGCUCUACUUGGGUAUUGGGAUCCAGAAGGUUCUAUUUUUCGAUUCGGUGAAUGUGAACUAACACCAACUUUAGAAGAAAUAGAAGGAUUAUUGCAGAUACCUGGGAAAGGUUAUCCUAUGAUAUAUCCAACUAAUGGAACAACGGAACAGUUUUAUAGGUUUUUGAGAUUAAGGCAGGCUAGUAUGAACCAACAUCUAGAUGCGAGAUCGUGCCCGUUAGAGUUUCUGUAUGAACGAUUUGGAGAAAGAGGGUCCUAUGAACAGUACCGAACAGAUUUUUUUAUAAGUAAGGAGCAAUGGGUAGAGAAGCGAGUGCAAGCGUUUGGAUUAGUUUUGAUCAAUCUGUUGUUGUUCCCGCAAAAGCAUGGAAAGAUCACAUUUUUCACUAUCAAUAUGGUUCAGAGCCUAUUUUCAGGGAUUAAUGGAAUGACCCCUACCUUGGUGCCUGUAAUCAUUGCCGACAUCUUCACGGCCGCUACUGAAUGUCAAAAGAAAAGAGGUUUCUUUUAUGGGUCAAAUUUGAUACUCCAAAUGUGGGCAAUGGAGCAUCUAGCGAAGAGAACGCUCAAUCCUUUGGGAUCUUGUCUCCCCGCAGAGAAUUGGAUCGAAUCACACCGAGAAAGGGUCAAAAAGUAUUAUCGAAUUGCAUCUCCGACUCAGUUUAUUCAAGAGUUCGAUAACUUGGCACCUGAGAAAAUACAAUGGAUUUUGGAUUGGACAAAAGUUAGGGAUCCGGUUUUCACGACUACCCAACACAGUUUUAUCCCCCUAGCAGGCACCAAUGGAUUGGUCGCAUAUGUUCCGCAACGAGUCAUGAGGCAAUUUGGGUAUCCGCAAAGAAUUUCGAUGAUACAAGGGAUUGAAAAUAUCAGACUCAACACAGUUGCUGAAAGUCGGAGCAUGGUAUUGGAAGUUUGGGGAAAUCUUCUUAGUUUAGAGAGCUUGCACUUGGAUCAAGUCAACAAAUUGGAACCUAAGGUCAUUUUAGAGUAUAAUGAGUGGAUCAAACUGACAGUCGAACAAGCACGAAAGAAGUCACAGUCCGCUCCUGUCAGCCCUGAAGAGCAGAUAGACAAGCUGAAGAAAGAGCUCGAGGAUUAUCAAUUGCAACUCAUAGUGGCCGACCAUGCCCUGGAAGAUGCCCGAGCACAAUUAAAGUGGGAGACAAGAAAAACUGAAAAGUUGGAAAAAGCGCUGGAUGCAUUUGACAAAAUUCAAGAAGGAAUUCGAAAGCUUAGUAUAGGAAGAUCUAGGGAGUCUCAACGUACUAGUUUGGUAAGGCAUGAGGAUUUUGUAAAAAUGGUCAGCCGAACCAUCAAUGAAGCUGUAAAAAAUGAUUAA
Messenger RNA from Coffea eugenioides, 1488 nucleotides. RefSeq lists its product as uncharacterized. The transcript has a single exon. Bases 1 to 1488 code for a protein of 495 amino acids. NCBI's taxonomy places the organism in Eukaryota, Viridiplantae, Streptophyta, Magnoliopsida, Gentianales, Rubiaceae. The record is from RefSeq and is a predicted model, not a curated record.